UCCGGAGCGCAUCGCUCGCCGUGGGUCGGCGUGUUGUUGCAGCGUCAUGCUGUUUGAAUGAAGCUCGGCUCGAGCAGCAGCAGCAGCACUUCUGGGACUGACACGGCACUAACCCCCCAGCCGAACCACUGAGACCCUCCAACAUGCCGGUGUUUACAGUUAACGUGAAAUGGGGAAAGGAGAAGUUUGACGCAGUGGAGCUGAACACCGAGGAACCACCCAUGGUGUUCAAGGCUCAGCUCUUCGCCCUGACAGGAGUUCAGCCAGACAGACAGAAGGUCAUGGUGAAGGGAGGCACCCUGAAGGAUGAUGAAUGGGGAAACAUCAAACUGAAAAAUGGAAUGACUCUGUUGAUGAUGGGCUCAGCAGAGGCCCUUCCUGAAGAACCUGCUGUCCGACCCAUGUUUGUGGAGGACAUGACCGAAGAACAGCUGGCCUCAGCGAUGGAGCUGCCUUGUGGGCUGACAAAUUUGGGCAACACUUGCUACAUGAACGCCACAGUGCAGUGUCUACGUUCUGUGCCAGAGCUGAAAUCUGCACUCAGGAAGUAUGCAGGUGCUCUGCGAUCUUCAGGGGCAAGCGCACCAUCACAGUACAUCACUGCAGCCCUUCGUGACUUGUACGAGACUAUGGACAAGACCUCGUCCAGCCUCCCACCUAUUAUCUUGCUGCAGUUCCUCCACAUGGCCUUCCCCCAGUUUGCUGAGAAGGGGGACCAGGGACAAUACCUUCAGCAGGAUGCUAACGAGUGCUGGCUCCAGAUUAUGAGAGUCCUUCAGCAAAAGUUGGAGCCACUUGAGCCAGAGACUACCAUGGAGACUGACGCAGAGAGCGGUGCUGCUUCUGCCUCUUCUAAGAAGAACUUCAUUGACCAGUAUUUUGGUGUAGAAUUUGAAACUGCCAUGAAAUGCACAGAGUCUGAGGAGGAAGAACCAAUCAAGGGCAAGGAAAACCAGCUUCAGCUCAGCUGCUUUAUCAAUCAAGAAGUUAAAUACCUUGCAACAGGACUCAGGCUGCGACUGCAAGAGGAGAUCACAAAAAUGUCUCCAACCCUGGACAGAAAUGCACUGUAUAUAAAAUCUUCAAAACUUAGCCGUGUCCCUGCCUACUUGACUAUUCAGAUGGUCAGAUUUUUCUACAAAGAGAAAGAGUCUGUCAAUGCAAAAGUUCUAAAGGAUGUCAAAUUCCCGCUUAUGUUGGAUGUUUAUGAGCUGUGCACCGCAGAACUCCAGGAGAAGAUGUUGCCAAUCAGGUCAAAGUUUAAGGAGGUAGAGGACAAGAAGCUAGAGAAACAGCAACAAAAGGUGUUGAAAAAGCCAGAUGCGGCGAAAGAAGUGAAAUAUGAGCCUGUCUCGUUCCCAGAAGACCUGGGUUCCAACAACAGUGGCUACUACGACCUGCAGGGUGUGCUGACACACCAGGGCCGCUCCAGCUCAUCAGGCCACUACGUAGGAUGGGUCAAGAGGAAAGAAGAUGAGUGGGUGAAGUUUGACGAUGACAAGGUGAGUGUGGUGUCUCCGGAGGAUAUCCUGCGACUCUCUGGCGGUGGAGACUGGCAUAUAGCGUAUGUCCUACUGUACGGGCCUCGCCGGCUGGAAAUACUUGAAGAGGAACAGUAGCUGUUGGAAGAUCUUAGACAACACCCACACCUACAGAUUGCCAUUUCCAAGCACUGUCUGCAUAGAUGUGCAAUAAAACUUGUGUCUUUAAUGAUUUGAUGACCUUAAUUUUUUUUUUUUUUUUGUAACCAACACAGAUGCUUGUAAAACAAUUUGUGUUAAAAUAUUCAACCAUAGUUGGCUUUGAAAAUGGAGAUGAGAGAGGCAAUCUCUGGACUGGUUCCUUAAGGUUUUUACGUCAAGCUUUGCAGUUUCAUUAAAUGUUUUAUACACAUUGUAUAUUUUUAAAGCCUUUGAUAAGGUGACCAUAUGAGAGCAAAGUAUUUCUCUUUAAGUCGUGUAAUCAAUUGUACAAAAAUGCCAAGUCACGUUAUUGUUCGACAAACUGGCUUGUGUCAUUGAAGAUGUAUUACAAAAACACUGUAAAGACCUGUUCACCUGUUGACCCUCUGGGAAAAUCGGGUUCAAUCUCAGGUCUUUUUAAGUGCUUGGCUCUCAUCAUCUCCUGUGAUUGUUCUCAAAGUGUAUUGACAGAUGAGGUUCUGCCUGCCAAACCGUCAUUAAUGCUCUUUUUGGGGAAAAGGUUCAGAACAGGUUGCCCUUGUGGUGAACCGUGUGCUGUUAAAUAAAGACUUGAGAUUAAACCGUGACAGUUUGCUCAGUAGGCUUUGAACAUUGCUCUUUGUGAUGCCGACUUCAGACUUAUAUUUCACUUUCUCUGUGCAGACUUCCUGAUCUUCCUGCCACAAUGUCUAAAACAAACAAGCUGUAAUAAGUUAUUGACAAGCUUUUCAUAGGUGGUGAAAAUAAACUGCUAUACCAAA
Molecule: messenger RNA, 2443 nt
Organism: Cololabis saira (Pacific saury)
Lineage: Eukaryota; Metazoa; Chordata; Actinopteri; Beloniformes; Belonidae
Gene: usp14
Product: ubiquitin specific peptidase 14 (tRNA-guanine transglycosylase)
Exons: 16
Coding region: 144-1619 (491 amino acids)
Biological process (GO): regulation of proteasomal protein catabolic process; protein deubiquitination; proteasome-mediated ubiquitin-dependent protein catabolic process
Molecular function (GO): proteasome binding; cysteine-type deubiquitinase activity; protein binding
Source: RefSeq, a predicted model, not a curated record